Ostrea edulis (European flat oyster) is the source of this 894-nucleotide messenger RNA. RefSeq lists its product as uncharacterized. The coding region runs from base 1 to 894 and encodes 297 amino acids. The record is from RefSeq and is a predicted model, not a curated record. The transcript has a single exon. Lineage: Eukaryota; Metazoa; Mollusca; Bivalvia; Ostreida; Ostreidae.
AUGAAGGAAGUCUUAUGGUUGUUGACAUGGAUAUUGGGGCAAGACUUCCUCCUUGAGUAUGUUCACUUCAUUGACUACAAAACAAGAACAUUAAGAACUGAGAAAACAGAUGUUCAGUGUUGGAUUGCUAAUGAUAAAGACUCAACAGAAGUUAAAGUGAAAAGAACAGUUUCCAUACCAGCCUUUCAUGGAGUGUGGGUUCCUGUGUCCUUGACUGACUUUGAUAACCCUGCCCUUGCUGAUACAGGUUUCUUUGAACAGCUCCACACAUUUAACGAGGACAUCGAAAUUGUUGAUGGGUUGAUUGAUGCUAGGUCAGACCAAAUAUUAGUCAGUAUAUUGAACCACAGUGAACAUCCUGUCAAGCUUCAAGCAAAGACAACUGUCGGGCUAUGCAGGAGUGCACAUCAUGUGAAUCAACGCAAAAUUCAACACAGUGUAGCUUCAUAUGAUGACACUAGAGAGGACCCGACUUACGAGAAAACUUUACCAGAUCACCUUUUAGACCUAUUCCAGAGAAGUUCUAAGCACUUGAAUGACGAGCAAAAACAAAAAUUAUUUGACUUAUUGAUAGUUUACAAAGAUGUAUUUUCUAUCUCCUCGGAUGAUCUUGGUUGUACAAGAAUUAUAAAACAUAAAAUAGAAACGGGAAAUGAGAAACCUGUAAGGCAGCCCCUAAGACGCCAGCCGAUAACGAAGAGAACUGUUGAGAGAGAGGAAGUGAAAAAGAUGUUAGAAAAGGGAGUUAUAGAGCCCUCCACAAGUGCUUGGGCAUCAAAUCUAGUGUUGGUGACAAAACCUAAUGGAACAACCAGAGCAUGUGUUGACUACAGGACACUAAAUACAAAGACAACCAGAUAUGCAUACGCACUGCCUCGUAUAACGAAUGUCUAG